AUGGGUCUCUUUGAUACCAACGACUCCUGGGAGGUUUGGACCGAGAUCUCGGGCGUCCAGCGCGAGCGCGCCCUUGAGCUCAUCCACGACCAUGAUUACUUCCUGCACACGGCGGACCCGCAGUUCGUCUCGUACCAGGCCGAGACGAUCGACUCCAAGGACGGCCUGACGCGGCUGCCGGCCGACAUGCACGCCGACGCCACGGGCCCGACCCAGUGCUACGCAGUAACCGACAACAUCCCAGGCCCCAUCGCCAAGCUGCUCCCCGGCAAGUCAACCGCCGUCAACCACUACCAGCUCACCAACACCACCCAGGGCAUGUUCAUCAACUUCAAGGGCGCCAUGGGUCUGGUCUCGGACCGCAAGAUGACCGUCCGUGACGCCGGCAACGGCAACAUCAGGCUCGUCCAGGAGGUCGGCCUCAAGUGCAAAAAGAUGAUGCUGAGCGUUCUCAGGGGCCAGUACGAGCAGCACUGGAGGAGGAUCCACGAGGAGUACGCCAAGAAGAUGGGCGGUGACGUCGUCGGCCACUCGGACGGUCUGACUUCUGCUUGA
Messenger RNA from Pyricularia pennisetigena, 555 nucleotides. RefSeq lists its product as uncharacterized. Bases 1 to 555 code for a protein of 184 amino acids. The record is from RefSeq and is a predicted model, not a curated record. The transcript is spliced from 2 exons. Lineage: Eukaryota; Fungi; Ascomycota; Sordariomycetes; Magnaporthales; Pyriculariaceae.